ACUUGGUUUACACUUGUUGAGUAAAGAUACAAACAUGUCUGACGACGGCUCUAUUCAGGGCGAGCAGGAGCCCAACCUGAGCGUGCCCGAGGUUGUGACCAAGUACAAGGCGGCGGCGGACAUCUGCAACCGUGCCCUUCAGGCUGUCAUCGAUGGGUGCAAGGACGGUUCCAAAAUUGUGGAUCUAUGCCGCACUGGCGAUAAUUUUAUUACCAAGGAGUGUGGCAACAUCUACAAGGGAAAGCAAAUUGAGAAGGGUGUCGCUUUCCCGACGUGCGUCUCCGUCAACAGCGUCGUGGGCCACUUCUCCCCGAACGCGGAUGACACGAGUGCCCUUAAAGCAGGAGAUGUAGUCAAAUUUGACAUGGGCUGCCACAUCGACGGCUUCAUCGCCACCCAGGCCACCACGGUGGUCGUCCAGGCGGGCGAGGUGCCUAUCACAGGUCGCGCUGCUGACGUCAUCGCCGCCGCACGUACGGCAUUCGAUGCAGCGGUGCGCUUGAUACGUCCGGGCAAGCACAUUUCGGACGUGGCGGGGCCGCUGCAAAAGAUCGCGGAGGCGUACGGCUGCAACAUGGUCGAAGGCGUCAUGUCUCACGAGAUGAAGCAGUUUGUGAUUGACGGCAGCAAGUGUAUCCUGAACAAGCCCACUCCAGAUCAGAAGGUGGAGGAUGCGGAGUUUGAGGAGAAUGAGGUGUACGCGAUCGAUAUCGUCGUGAGCACAGGCGAGGGCAAGCCACGGGUGCUUGAUGAGAAGGAGACCACUGUGUACAAGCGCGCACUUGAAGUGGCCUACCAGCUCAAGAUGCAGGCUAGCCGCAUCGUUUUCUCCCUCAUUAACUCGAGCUUCGCCACGAUGCCUUUCACGCUGCGCGCCCUGCUGGAUGAGGCUGCCAACCAGAAGACGGAGCUCAAGGUGGGGCAGCUCAAGCUGGGUCUCGUGGAGUGCCUAAACCACGGCCUGCUGCACCCUUACCCGGUGCUACACGAGAAGGGUGGCGAGCUGGUGGCGCAGAUUAAGGGCACGGUGUUGCUAAUGCCUAACGGCUCUAGCAUCGUGACGUCGGCGUCGCGGCAGCCAGUGAACAGUGAGAAGAAGGUGGAGGACAAGGAGAUUCUCGACCUGUUGGCCACGCCGGUCAGCGCCAAGAGCGCAAAGAAGAAGAAGAACAAGGCGAGUUGA
Molecule: messenger RNA, 1183 nt
Organism: Volvox carteri f. nagariensis
Lineage: Eukaryota; Viridiplantae; Chlorophyta; Chlorophyceae; Chlamydomonadales; Volvocaceae
Exons: 7
Coding region: 35-1183 (382 amino acids)
Source: RefSeq, a predicted model, not a curated record